Macaca mulatta (Rhesus monkey) is the source of this 5430-nucleotide messenger RNA. The record is from RefSeq and is a predicted model, not a curated record. Lineage: Eukaryota; Metazoa; Chordata; Mammalia; Primates; Cercopithecidae.
AAAAAAAUUAGCUGGGCACAGUGACGCAUGCCUGUGGUCUCAGCUACUCAGGAGACCGAGGCAGGGAGCCUUGCUUCAGCUUAGGAACUGGAGGCCACAGUGAGCUACGACGGUGCCACUGCACUCCAGCCUGGGUGACAGAGCAAGAUCCUGCAUUUAAAAAAGAGAAAAAAAGAUGAGAUCAGAGAUGUGAAAUGCAGAAGGAUCCCCUCUUGGCGUGGCCCCAGGAAACGGCAUUGUGGGGGUGGGCAUGGAGAUGAGGACUUUAGCGGAAGCGACAUUCUCAGGAUGAGAAUCCAGAACUGGCCCCUGGGGGUGGCGAGGGGGAGUUAUGAGGCCUGGUGUGGUGAGUCCCAGCCUGGGUUCCCAGGAGUGGGUAGGGGCUGAAGAGCAGCCUCCUGGGCGUGGGGUCGCCUAUUUUUGCCUCUACUACGUCAUCCUCAGACCUGGGAGUGGCUGGUGCAGCCUGGAACCAAAUAAAGGCUUGUCGAAUGAAUGAAUGAGUGAUGGGGAGAAUGGAUGGCAACAGCCUUGGCGGUCACACUGGGCAUCGGGAGCAGGCAUGGACAGGGGUGCAUCCAACCUCCUCCUUUCUGGCUGCCCCGGCUCUCCUUGCUCAGGUGCCCCAGACCCCAUGCUCCCUCCAGCUGGAGCAGCUCAGGCCUCCCUGGCAGCCUCCAGGGGUCCCACCAUGACUCCCCAGACUCCUGAGGGCCUCCUCCCACCCGGGGUUCCUUAGGGUGCAGGCCAAGGACCCUCCUCUGGGCCUGGGAGAUGUACUGAAACCACCAGGCAGGGUCUAUAGGCCUGGGCCGGCCUCUUGGCCUCCUUGUCUGCCUUCACCUGGGCCUCAGUUUACCCCACAGUAAAGUCGCAACUUGACUAGAGAGGCGCUGUUCCCAGGGCCCUUUCGCAGAGGACCAGCCUAAGAUCACUAUCUUUCAGAGAAAGUGAAACCUGGUCCCCAACCGUCAAGGCGGUAACUCCCCCUCCCGGCUUCCCCUCUGAGCUCACAGCUUCCCCAUCUUCUCCUUCCCCCAUCCCGCCCCCUUGACAGCUAAUACUUGGAAUCAGACCUUCAUCUUUGCUUUUUCCUUCAAAGGUCUUUUCCUUUUAUGUCCAUGAUGGCAGCAACCAUGUGAGUGGGGCUGGGAAAGACUUUUCUCCUCAUUUUAUAGUUGGGGGUCUCUGAGGCCCAGAGAGGUUACGUGACUUGCCUCAGGUCAUGCAGCACCUCAGCAGGCUUGAAUGCUGGCCUCCUGUUUCUCUUGCUCCAAGUGUCCAGUUCUCCCCCGUGGAGCCUGUCUACAGAGACAGGGCCUGGCUUUGGGGAGUGGGCCUGGCAGAGGGUGCACAACGGGGCAAAGGAGACGGUCAGGAGCUGGGCUGGGGGAUGCUGGUCCUGGGGCCUGAACCACAAUCUCGGGGCUGCCAGCCUGCGUCUGGCUCUGUGCCCAGAGCCCGGUGGUUUCCGCUCGCAGAUGUCUCAACAGCCCCGGCGAGAGGGCAGGAAGGGCACUCAAGAAGGAAGACGUCUCGCCCCCCUCAGCCCCCAACCACCAUGUCCUGCGAGGCCAAUGGCUCCUGGGCCGAGACUGGCCUGGGGCCUCCAGGGGCCCAACUUGAAGUCCCUCCUGCCCAUCCCUGGCCCAGUUCCCCGAAGAUGGCAUGGACCCUCUUCCUCCCUGUUCACCCCAGGAAGGCUGAGGCUGCGGUUUACAUCAUCCUUGGGCGUAGGGCUGACCUCGAAGAACGAAUUCGAAGAAAACAGGAGGAGGAGCGGGCAUACACCGCGCCCAGCGCCCAUUGGCCGCCUGUGGAAAUUUUGGUUUUUGGGGUCAUGUUCCCAGAAGGCCUGCCCUCCCCCCUCCCCAUCCCCACCCACCUCAUGAGGUGUUGGCCAAUCGCCCCAGCGGGCAUAAAGUGGCUGCCAGCCUGCAGGGCUCCCAGCCGAGAGGUGUCACCCCCAGCGGGCACGGGCCGGAGCACGGGCACCCAGCAUGGGGGUACCGCUCACACAGAGGACGCUGCUCAGUAAGUACUUCCUUCCUCCCCGCCAGAACCCGCCUGCUGGGUCUGUCCACAGGCGCCGGUGGGGAGCAGAGGCACCCUCUGCCCUCUGGGACCUGGGGAGGCCGGGCGCCAGGCAGAAGGAUGCUGAGAAGGGGAGAAAGCCAGAAGGUCAGGCAGAGAGAGCGGUCCACUGAGAACCUGGCAUCUCCACAGGUAGGGAAGGGGCAUCCCUGGAAGGCUUCCAGGGGGAGGUGAUGUCGAGAUGUAGAGGCAACUCUGGGAACCAGGGAGUGAGAGAAGAGGAUGGGUGAAGAGGCUGGGCAGGAGAGGGAGGCUCAGAAGCUGGGCAGGGAAGUGGUGUGAGGUGUGGAGGGAUUUUGGGGCCUCCAGCUUGCCCCGGAUGAAUAGAAAGUCAGCCGGCCCUGGGGGCCCCAGAGCCCACACAAUCACACAGCACGCACAGCCACACCCACAUGGCCACAUGCACACAGAGCCAUAUGACGUCAUCUACAGCCCUGCAUCUCACCAGCCCAGGAACCCCCACAUGCAGACCACAGUCCCCACGGUGAAGGGAGCAGAUCUCCCUCAUGCUGCACACAGACCCAGAUGCACAGCCACACAGACACCCUAGUCCCACGUGCGCUGCCACACGCACAGGCCCCUGCCAGAGCCCAGCAGCAGAUACCUGGGGAGGCGGCGAAAGUGCCCUGGGGUCGCUACGCCUGGGUGCCCGGCCCCUCGGCCCUCCCCAGCAGCCAGUCUUCCCCAAAGGGCCGGAUGGUUCUUAGGACGGGAACGAUGGUGUCACUGCCUUCCGGGCCAUUGCGCCACAGGCCCCUUCCGACCACGUGGCUGCUGGUGCCCUGUUGGGGGUGGUGGAGAGCGGUAACUGUAUCCACCCCCAACACCUCUGACAGGCUCACAGCAUCCCUGGUGGGUCUGACAGAAGGAACCACUUAUGGAGAGAGGAGGGAGGCAUAAGAGGUCAGGGGAGAGCCCUGGCCUUUAUGACCUGUGCAGGACCUUCUCCUGAGACUUGGUUUACCUGUCAGGAAAGUGGGAACAUGGACUGGAAGGUCUCCCACAUCUGUUCCAGGCUGUGCCUCUGGUUGAAAAGGCGGCCUCUCCUGGUUCUAGACAGAGCUGAGGGCACAAGCCACUCCCGGGCUGCCUGCCCUGAAGCCCUCUCAGGCCCAUCUACCUGGAUGGCCAGAGCAGCUGACAAGGCAGGGUCCUAGGCUGGUGGCCGGUCCUUAGCCCAAUGGUCUUGCAGGGAGCCAGUCCCACCUUGCAGAGAGUCAGCUCCCGAGGUUAGAACGGUGCAGUAGGCAGGAUUGGAUCCAGUCGGGCGCUGCAGCCUUUGCUCAAAGACCUACUUGGUAAAUCGCAGCCACUGUCUCAGUCCCUCCCACUGCUUGCUGUGUCAGGCCCUGGGCAGCGACUUACUGGGGAGAUGAUGGUGGCCUUGGUGGGCACACCUGUGCACACACCAUGCCACACAGUGCCCAGCCCCCGGCCUCAACUACACAAAGUCCGGGAUGAAGGAGGCACCUUUCAAGGCCCUCUUCAACCCCCUCCCCGAGGCUCCCAUCUGUGGCUUUCCUUGCCAAGUUGGGUGACACCCCUCUUCUCUGCCUUAGGUCUGAUCCUUGCACUCCUGUUUCCAAGCAUGGCAAGCAUGGCGGCUAUGGGCAGCUGCUCGAAAGAGUACCGCAUGCUCCUUGGCCAGCUCCAGAAGCAGACAGAUCUCAUGCAGGACACCAGCAGGCUCCUGGACCCCUAUAUACGUAUCCAAGGCCUGGAUAUUCCUAAACUGAGAGAGCACUGCAGAGAGAGCCCUGGGGCCUUCCCCAGCGAGGAGACCCUGAGGGGGCUGGGCAGGCGGGGCUUCCUACAGACGCUCAAUGCCACACUGGGCCGCGUCCUGCACAGACUGGCCGACUUAGAGCAGCAUCUCCCCAAGGCCCAGGACUUGGAGAGGUCUGGGCUGAACAUAGAGGACUUAGAGAAGCUGCAGAUGGCGAGGCCGAAUGUCCUCGGGCUCAGGAACAACGUCUACUGCAUGGCCCAGCUGCUGGACAACUCAGACAUGACUGAGCCCACGAAGGCCGGCCGGGGGACCCCUCAGCCGCCCACCCCCACCCCUACCUCAGAUGUUUUUCAGCGCAAGCUGGAGGGCUGCAGUUUCCUGCGUGGCUACCAUCGCUUCAUGCACUCAGUGGGGCGGGUCUUCAGCAAGUGGGGGGAGAGCCCGAACCGGAGCCGGAGACACAGCCCCCACCAGGCCCUGCGGAAGGGGGUGCGCAGGACGAGACCCUCCAGGAAAGGCAAUAGACUCAUGCCCAGGGGACAGCUGCCCCGGUAGCCUCAGGAGCACCCCUUGCUGGUGAAGGAUGCGGCAGGUGCUCUGUAGAUGAGAGGAACCAUCUCAGGAUGACACCUCCCGGGUCCCCAAACCUGUUCCCCUCUACUACUCGCCACUGAGAAGUGCACUUUAAGAGGUAGGAGCUGGGCAGACCCCGCUACCUCCUCCAGGCUGGGGGACAGAGUCCGGCUGUUGAACCCCACCUAGCCCCAAGUUCCCCAGGCCCAGUGGGGUGGCCGGGCAGGCCACGCGGGGCCGACUUUCCAUUGAUUCAGGGGUCUGAUGACACAGGCUGACUCAUGGCCAGGCUGACUGCCCCCCUGCCUUGCUCCCCGAGGCCUGCCAGUCCUUCCCUCUUAUGACUUGCAGGGCCGUUGCCCCCAGACUUCCUCCUUUCCGUGGUUCUGAAGGGGAGGUCACAGCCUGAGCUGGCCUCCUAUGCCUCAUCACGUCCCAAGCCAGACACCUGGAUGUCUGGGUGACCUCACUUUAGGCAGCUGUAACAGCGGCAGGGUGUCCCAGGAGCCCUGAUCUGGGGGUCCAGGGAAUAGAGCUCAGGUCCCAGCCCAGCCCAAAGUCGCCAUGUGGCCUGGGGCAGGUCACUUUACCUCUCUGGACCUGUUUUCUCUUUGUGAAGCUAGGGAGUUAGAGGCUGUACAAGGCCCCCACUGCCUGUCAGUUGCUUGGAUUCCCUGACAUAGGGUGGAUAUUAAAAUCUGCAAUUGAGGACAUGUGGUGCAAAUGGUGCUGGGUGGUGUACACGGAGGUCUCCGUAAAAGGAGACCCACCUCCCAGCGCCGGGAAGCCCCAGUCUUGGGCCCUUGCUGCUGGCUGCUCCCCCUGGUGGUGAGUCCUGGAAUUUUCUCACACAGGAGCCAUUGCCCUCCUAGAGGGGGUCUCAGAAGCUGCGAGGCCAAUUCCUUGGAGGAACAUGACUAAUUUAUCGAUUUUUAUCAAUUUUUAUCAGUUUUAUAUUUAUAAGGCUUAUUUAUGAUGUAUAUUUAAUGUUAAUAUUGUGCAAACAUAUAUUUAAAACUUGCCUGGUUUCUAAA